Messenger RNA from Durusdinium trenchii, 4203 nucleotides. The record is from the annotation of a GenBank genome assembly. Lineage: Eukaryota; Dinophyceae; Suessiales; Symbiodiniaceae.
AUGGCAAAGAAGCGGCCAGCAGCCACGCCAGCAAAAGCUGCAGGCCGAAGAAAGAAGACCCUGGCCAAGCCGGCAAUCAAAGGCGCGAAGAAACCAGCUGCUUCGGCCAAAGCCAAGCAGCUAGGCGCUAGAGGGCCGGCCAAAGUCGCCAAAGCUGCCAAAGCGGACAAAGUUGCCAAAACCAAGCAAAAGACUCCAAGAGGUGUGGUUUUGGCCUUGUCGAAGGAGAUUGACUUCUCCAAACCGUUUAAGAAGGUGCUGUAUGUGCUGAGGGGCCCUCCGGGCUGUGGGAAGAGCACCGUGGCGCGACUACUUCUUCAAAGACAUCUCCAGGUGCAAGGGGUACGCUGGAACGGGUCUUCUGCAGGUGCCGCCAUCUCUACAGUCUGUCGAGCCUUCAUUUGUUCCACGGACGACUACUUUACGGAGCUGGAUGAGGAAGGAGGUGCCAGCUAUGACUUCGACCCCUCAUGCCUGCGAGAGUUCCACGAGAAGAACCGAAAGCGUUGCCUGGACGCCAUGGAGCUCAGCAGAAGCCCUUUGUUCGUGGACAACACCAACAUGGCCCUUUGGGAGAUGUCGGGGUAUGUGGCGCUGGCGGAGGAGCAUGCGUAUGCUGUGAUGAUCAUCGGCCCGGAGCAGCUGGGCCCUGGUGCGCUGGACUUACAAACGCUACAACUGCGUUGUGCCCAGGACGACCGAGCUGCGGGGAAGGAGAUCCCCGUCACAACGCUGGAACGGAUGAUCCAUCGAUAUGAGAAGUUGCCAGAUGAUUUACAAGGUCGCCUUUGCUGCGCUACGGAGCUGUCAAUAGUAAGGGACGCUCGGGCCGUACCAAGGUAUCGCUAUGCGGGCCUCGAUGUGGAAACUUCAGCCCUGGAGGCACUUUCAGACCUAGAUCUGGGACCAUUCUUUUGGGAGGCAGAGAAGCUUGUGGGGAUGACUUUCCCGGUCAAGGUCACUGGCUUGGUCUUCGUGCGGGGAGGAGGUCUUCUUUGUGCCACUUGUGCCUUUGAGGCGGAGGAUCACAGCUCAUUAGCAGCUGUUGCCGGGGAAGACUGGUGCCCACAUAUCACGCUAUUGUUUUCAGGUGCUUGGCGUCCAAAGAACUCCAACGACCUUCUUAAGGCUCUGCAGGCGCUGGCUAUAUUGCCAUCGAGUAGCCCCAAGAUCGCGAGCGAGGUGGAAGAGACCCAGUUGGAUCCGGCGAGUCCAGAGGGUCCAGACGACGAGGCUCGCGCUGACGUUCCGCCGAACACCAUCUUGCCACACUCCAAUGGAAGCAUGCAGGUCUUCAGCAACACGCGCCUUUUGGAUGAAACGAUCGACCUCUGUGCCCUUCAGUUGCGCCUGCUCCGCCCUGUGGGAGUGGCUGGGCGGCGCCACAUGAAAAAGGUUUCAGGUUCGAAGGAGGAGCAUGCAGAUGCAGUGGUGGGUUUGAGGCGACUGCAGCAGACUCAGGAGAAGGUUUUGAGCGAAGUGAAGCCUCAAGACAAGGCGCAGGAGCAGCGAAAAGCCGAGUUUGGUGGAGAAGUCAUGUCAGCGCAGCAGUCGCCACCGCAAGAGAAGGAGGGAGCCCACCCGAUGGUGGGAUCCCGCACUGUCAUCGCAGGAACCUCCAUCUGUGCCCGGGUGCCCAAAUUGUUUGCAUUGGAGAUAAAGAGCUUGGUUCACAUUGAGCAUGAGUUUUUCCUGCGCGAUGCGAAGAUCUGCUUCCGACCAGAUCUUGAUCCGGCUCUCCCAUGGGAUUGCCUUCACAACUUUUGUGGGGGUUUCAGCGGCUGGAGUCAAGCUCUUCGAUGGAUGGACCACACUCAAGAAAUCUGCUUAGGCCAGGAGGUCUUUGUGGAUUGGGAUCUUCAGAUCAUGAAGAUUUGGAGCAUUAAGCAUUGCCUGCCACAUCGCCUCCUCCCACUUCCAAGCAGGGAGGCUUGGUGUCCGGCAAAGAAUGUCGGCCUUCGUGGCUGUGUCAGCGAUCCCUCCAUCAUCGAGGCGUGCCGAUCUCAAGCAAACCUGCUCACCACUAUCUCUCCGCCCUGCCAGAGCUGGAGUAAGGGAGGACGUGGACUGGGUUUGAACGACACCAAUGGUCAAGCAUUCUUGGAUGCGCUGGUGCAGGCCUUCUCGCUGCAAGUCAUUGCCAUCGUGGCAGAAUGUGCAGAUGACACUGCGGUUCACCCGCAUUUUAGGUAUGAGAACCGGGAGGUGAAGACCAAUGAGAUCAUCAGGCUCACCGCAUACAAUGCUUUCGUCUUUCACCAUGAAGGCUUCGUACAUCUAGUGCCAAAGCGUGAUCUCUGGAAAUGGAUCUCCCCUCGGCCCCAGCUGCCUGAGGCAUGCAAUUGGACUCUGACAGGAACUUGCGCAGACCAUAGUGUUGCAAUUGAUGUGCACUCCCACCACACGGUGUCGCAAGCGUUUCUGGCCAACUUUUCAGGACCUCAAGAUCUGGUCUCACAAUUUCAUGCCAGAAAUGAAGACAUUCGAGUUUCGAAUCAGACCACCAUUGAGCACAUUGCACGCCAAGAGUGCACCUUUCGACUUGCCAUUGGGAAUGCCCAUAUCGGAGAUAUCGAGAUUCGCCCUGUGCCUUCCACUAAGGUCAUCGAUGAUUUCCCAAGGGAUGCUUUGCCUCUCGAGCUCCAGAUUGUGACCAAGCACUUUGAGGACCAUGUUUGUUCGGCUCUUUUCUGGGCUAUUCAGCAGGUCGUCGAAACACUGCAAGACGACAUUCAGCCCAAACCAUGUGCUGCAUCAGUCGUUAUUUUGCCGGAGCAAUUGACGAUCACAACUCUUUUAUCUGAGGCAAGUGGAAUGCAGUUUCUGCAGAGAAUUUCAGCAUUGCCGGUUUUCAGCAACCGAAACAAGAGACUUUGUCAUGUUCCAGGGGAACCCGAUUCCUUCCUGCUCAUCUCUGCUGCACGAGAUUGCGAAGAACCAGUUAAUGUUGAAGUCAUUGUGCGAUCAGACCAAGGUUGGACCAGUGGAGCAUGCGUGCCUCCAGAGUCUUCCUCUAUCCAACUCCGCAGUGCUGCCCAAGCUCGACAUGAAGUUGCCAAAAUCAAUGGUGCGCCCCCGGGCGAGUUGCAGCGUGCCUUCAAGUAUGGUGAUAUUCUCGACAUUUGUGCGAUCUGUCCUGUUCACGCAGGUGGACACCAUCUUAAUGUUGCUGCUCCACCAAAGCUACCGGCUUUUGCAGACUUCACAGCCAGAGUUGAAUUCAUGUGUGACACGCAUGGCUGGCUCGCCACCGACGAGAUGUUCCACUAUUCACAGGAUGUUGCCAUGAAGCCAGCAGAGGCACCGGAUCCUGGUGCAGCAAGCCGUCCUGCGGUCGCCGCACCUGCGCCUGCCAAGGACCCGUGGCUCAAGGCAGAUCCUUGGCUCAAAGUGCUGUGUGGGGAGAGGGAAAGCAUUCCAGAGGUGAAGCUCCUGUGUUUGUUGCCAAGACUAUUGCCCCCAAGCAACUCUCCAAUCAUUGUGCUGCAAAUCGCCAAGGUUAUGUCAAUACAGCAGCAUGUGCACCGAUUCUUCACGAUUUUGGGAGCAACUUUGCAACUCUUGGUCAUUUUCAGCAUCCUAGGUCACCAGCAGGACUGGACCACUUGCCUUGUAUUUUUGAGCACCCUCCGCUGGUAUGUGGAUGACAACGAGUCCUUCUCUUUUAAUGAAUUGGCCGUGAUUUUCCACUGUGGGGGUUUUACUUUGCACAAAGAUCCUGACCUUGUCACUUAUCUCGACAUCUACAAGGUGAUUCGCGAGGCAAUGCAGAUAUUGUCCAAAGAUGAGUCAGCAGAUCCGUAUCCUGGCUUUUUCCACACGACCAGGUCGGUCGUGCCGCCGGUGAAAACCCCACCCGUGGCACCGCCGGGGUGGGAGCCAGCCACGGCACAGGGCCAAGCUGUCAAGCCGCGGAGCCGGAGCCGGGACAGCAGUGCCUUGAGGGAAAAGCUGUCAGAAGCCCCGCCGCCGCCGGAGCCCCUCACGGCGGCGCAGAAGCCCAUCCCGUCGGAGAAACCGGAGCCGUCCCAGAUGAGGUCCCAGGUGGAGGUGGAGUGGAGAUGUGCGGCGACUUCCGCCGGGGAAAAUGACGCGUGGGAGGCGGCGGAGGCGGUGGAGGCGGCGGAGGCGGUGGAAGCGAACGUGCAGGAGGCGUUGGAGUUGGGGUUGGUGAGGGAGAAGGAGGAGUUGUGGGAGCUUUGA